Messenger RNA from Blepharisma stoltei, 3932 nucleotides. NCBI's taxonomy places the organism in Eukaryota, Ciliophora, Heterotrichea, Heterotrichida, Blepharismidae. The record is from the annotation of a GenBank genome assembly.
AUGGCGUCUCUUGAUCAAAUUGUAACUUUAGGUGUUGUCCUUGCCUCUGUCUCAUUUGUAUUUAGUAUCGCUACUGCGAUGGUUCACUUUCUUAUCCCAAAAAUGAUGGAUCACCCUGGGCAGCUUGUUUUCAUCCAAUGUCUGACUCAGGCAAUGUAUGAUCUCCAUUGAUUUUCUGGAGAAGAAAGAAUCCACACGUAUAUUUUAUGUAGAUUUCUUGUUGACAAUAACUUAUGUGAAGUCAUUGGUGGCUUUAAUGUGUUUUUCUUUUUGUUAGCCUGAAAUUAUCUUGUGGCUCUUAGCUUGGAGAUAAUUAUCAAGUUGACAUUUAAUGGAGAUACCGCAUAUUUAACAAGACUAAGGAUAUAUCACGCUCUCUCCUCUUUUAUUGCAUUUUUCCUUGUAUUGAUAGUCAUAAUAGUCGGGAGCUUUGGGACUUCACAUCUUCGAACUUGUUUUAUUAAUCCUCAGACAUCCGGACAUUAUAUAGAAUUUGUUCCUUUAGUUGUUCACUUGCCAAUCAUGUGAAGCUCAGUAGUGAUCGCUGUAAGAAAAAUUGAAAACGCUUAUGCGAAAGUUAUGUUUAAUUAUACAAUGGUCAUUUUAUGUAUUUCUUCUAUAUGAACUAUAUCUACACUUGCAUCAGUUCUUGAUGUUUUCAAUGAGCAAGAAGAAAAUGUUGUCGUUCCUAUUGGAGUCAUUUUAGGAUGCUUAUCAGGGAUUGUUGUUGCGGUAGCAAGAUUAAGCAAUAAAGAGCUGCUAUUAGAAAUUUAUGUCACUUUAUUUAAAAGAAAAGGUAUUAUCCAAAGAGAAUAUAAUAUUUCAAUGCAGCAAGAUCUUUUAACAAAGUCAAAUAUUUCACUUGGGCCAGACCUUUUACCAUCUAGAUUCUCCAAAAAUAUAAGUUACCUUGGCGAUUUUUUCCAUGAUUUGACUGAAAAAGUAUUUUUUAUUUACUUCCCCUUUAAUAAGAAAAAAAUGCUAUUCCAGUAUAAAGGGAGUGAAUUUUUUACAGAAAUAAAAUUAUUUUAAAUUUUCUAGAUAAAGAAUUUUUAUAAAAACUUUAAAAAUUAAAAAAAAUAUAAAUUGAACUUAAUAUUUUUAUUUUACUAACUCCCCCCUCUCCCGUGAGCGAAAAAAAAACCAUUGGAAAAAUCCCUAUUUUUGCCAAAAAACCCACCCUCUGUAAACGAACAAAAAAUUUUUUUUAAAAAUAUUUUGAUAUAUAAGUGAUAGUAUUGAAAAAAAUCGCAUUUAAAACAUAAUUUUACAAAUUUAAUAAAUCUUCGCUUCCAAUUUUUACGAAUUAGGAUUUUUUUAAAUUUCGAAAAAAAAUUACCCUCCGUGAGCAAAUUUUUUUUUUUUUCACUAAAGGAGGGGAAUAAGAAUCAGUGUUAAAACUGUUUAAAAAAUAUUCUGCAUAAACAUUUCCGUUAAAUUAGGUCAAAAUUAAUUUUACAAAUAUUAGUUUUUUUGCGAUAAAAUUUUUUUCUUUUGAAAAAAAAUGAUUCGAAUUUAAAGAGUAGAGUCAGACAGUCUUAGAAAUUCUUUGCACUUUAUCGCUUAGGUUCGAGAAUUUAAAUGAUUGGACUGAUUUAUAUGAAAUAACGUAAAAGAAACUUAGAUUUGAGUCAUUCAAAAUGCAUCGAUUAUUUAGUUUUCAGCUAAACGACUUCAAAAGGAUAAGUUUAUAUCAUGGAAUAGACUUAAACAAGCGUAAAAUUUAUUCAGUUUAUUACCCAGAGCUGAAGUUAAAAGAAUGGGCCCCAGAUAUUUUUGCAUCCUUGAGACAGAAAACAGGAGUUUCUGUGCAAGAGCUAUAUCGAUCGUUAAUUAACAAAGAAAAUUUAGACUCGAUCAAUGUAAGGCAAAGUAACCAAGGAGGAAAAAGCCAGGCAUUUAUUUAUACAACCUCUGAUGAAAAGUUUAUAAUAAAAACUAUGACUGCAACAGAAAGAAAAUUUUUUCUUAAGGACUUUUUGGGUAUUUAUUAUAAUCAUAUCAUCACAAAUCCAGAUUCAUUAAUUGUCAGAAUCUUACUUCAUAAUUAAUAAAGUAAUAAUGAGCAAGCAUCAAGAUUUUUUCCCUCUAAAGCUUUUGCAAGAAAAACAAAUUCUUAUAAAAUUUGAAAUUCUCAAAAUUUAAUUGAUGAAACCUAGAGAUUAGAUUAUUAGAUCGAUUAUGAUAAGUUUGAGUGGAUCUUCGGGGCUCAUUUCAGCUCUUCAGGCUUCUCACAGCCUAGGCAUCGGUUUGUACUUGCGGCCUUUUUUGCUGACGUCACCAAAAAUGGUGACGUUGCCAUCUCUCGGAGACGCACCCAGGCACUUUCUUGGACAACUCCUAGCAGUUGGUAUUAUUUAUCCGGAGAUGGGAGAUUGACACGACAUCGAAUCCUCCUUCUGAUCACCAUCACCCUUCACAUCCAGAAAUGUGGAUUGUCUUAUGGAAAUUGGUUUCCUUGUCUAUGAGUCUGGUAAAAUACUGUGUCGUGGUAUCCGACCAGGGAGAAAAACCCCAUCAGGACACCAAGCUUUAGAUCCUGACCUUCUGAAACCUAAGAACCUCGAGGGUAUGGGGAGAUUACGGAUCGGAUAAGUUACCAUUUUAUUUUUGUAUGAAACCUAGAGAAAAAUUACAGCUAUUUUAAAUGAAAUUUUUUGAAAUAACUUAUUUUAUCUCCAUUUUUUAGCUAAAAUAUCUUUAAAACAACUUUUUAAAAUUAUACUAAAAUAAUUUUUUAAAAUAGAAAUAUUUAAAUAAGAUAGAUUUAUCACUAACUCUCUCUGCCGGUAGCAAAACAAUUAGAAAAAUCCCACUUACCCACGCUGAAAGAUUAUAAAAUUUUUAUAAAAUAUUUUAAUAUAUAAGUAAUAAUUAUUAUAUUAAAUUUAAAUAUCUUGUAUAUUAAUAAAUUAAUCUUUUGAAGUAAAGAGAGAAAAAUCAAUAAAAUUAUAUUCAAUAUCUAAAAAAUAAUCAACCCUCUAAAGAAAGGAAAAAUAAUUUUUCUAACUGAGAGUGGAGUAAAUAAAAAUAAUAAUGUUUAGAAAGAGUUAGGAAUUUUUACACUCUUGCCAUUUAAUGUGAAUUUAAUUCUGAUGGAAAAUAUUAUCCCAAAUAAAUCGAAAGCUUAUAUUUUUGAUCUAAAAGGAAGCACUGUCGGAAGAACUUCUUGCUUUGGAGCAGAAAUGUCUUUACUAGGGGUAGUUCAAAAAGACAAUAAUUUUAGGGAAUUUUCCCAAAGGGUUCGUUUAAAUGAAAAUCUAAAAACAUCUCUCAUAAAAGCUAUAAACUCUGAUUCAGAGAUGCUAACUUCUCCCCUCUGUGAGUGAACAAAAUAAUUUUGUUAACUCACGGAGGGGGGUUAAUUUUUUUUUAAAAAAUUAUGAAAAAAUUUUUUUCGAAAUUUUAAAAGCAUCCUAAUUUGCAAAAAUUGGAAAGCAAAUAUUAAUUUAAUUUAUAAAAUUUAUGUUUUAAAACGCAAUUUGUUUAAAAAUUAAACAGAAUUAGCUCGAGAUUUCAUUAUAAUAGUUAUCACUUAUAUAUCAAUUAUUUUUUUUGAUAAAAAAUUUUUAUUCACUCAUGGAGGGUGGGCUUUUGGGAAAAAAUAGGGAUUUUUCCAAUGGUUUUGCUCACUCACGGAGGGGGGAGUAAGAAGCGUUGAUAUUAUGGACUACUCAUUAAUUCUUGCCUUUUAUCAAGAAAGCUGGGCUCCUAACAUUAAAUGUCGAUAUCUGCAAUUCUCUCCUACUGGUUUGUGCUACUCUCUUGGAAUUAUCGAUAUUUUCCAAGAAUACACAUUUAAAAAGGCAACAGAAAAAGCUAUUAAAACUGUGCUUAAAGGCAAAAAUAAAGACCUAAGUGUUGCUAACCCAGCUGAAUAUGGGGAACGUUUCUGUAAAUUCUUCCCAUAUAUAUUCCAAGAAGACCAGUAA